UUAACUCGGCGGGGUUUGAAUGUAAACUAAAACCGUGUAGAAUUGCAGGCAGAGGCUAUCGUAGUGUCGCGGAACCGCAGGACCUUCGCUGUUGUCUUUCGGCCGUGGCUAGCGAAGAUGACAGAGCUAAGGCACCGUGGAGCUGCGGACACCGAGGCGACGUUACAACACCAGCCGUCCGAAGACAAGGGUUCAGACAGUGAGCUAAGGUCGGAAAAAGAUGGCGGGUCAGACAGCACCCCCAAAAUGGACUCAGGGAUCCCCGAGGUGCCAGUGCCACCUGAUGACACACCAGAGGUUUUAAAUAAAGCCCUGUCCGGACUCUCCUCAAGAUGGAAGAACUGGUGGGUUCGAGGGAUCCUUACACUUGCUAUGAUUUCCUUCUUCUUCCUCAUCAUCUACCUUGGCCCCAUGGUUCUUAUGAUGAUUGUCCUGUGUGUUCAGAUAAAAUGCUUCCAAGAAAUCAUCACCAUUGGUUACAGCGUUUACCACUCGUAUCAUCUGCCAUGGUUCAGGACACUGAGUUGGUACUUCCUGCUCUGCGUCAAUUACUUCUUCUACGGUGAGACCGUCACAGAUUACUUCUUCACACUGGUGCAAAGGGAAGAACCUCUUCGCAUCCUCAGCAAAUACCAUCGCUUUAUCUCCUUUGCCCUCUACCUCACAGGUUUCUGCAUGUUUGUGCUGAGUUUGGUGAAGAAGCACUACCGCCUUCAGUUUUACAUGUUUGGGUGGACUCAUGUGACUUUGCUGAUUGUGGUGACUCAGUCUCACCUCAUCAUUCAUAACCUGUUUGAAGGAAUGAUUUGGUUUAUCGUGCCGAUUUCCUGUGUGAUCUGUAAUGAUAUUAUGGCCUACAUGUUUGGGUUCUUCUUCGGCCGCACCCCCCUCAUUAAGCUGUCGCCAAAGAAGACGUGGGAGGGAUUCAUCGGUGGAUUCUUCGCUACCAUUUUGUUUGGCAUCAUGCUCUCCUACGUGAUGGCAGGCUACCGCUACUUUGUAUGUCCGGUAGAGUUCAACAACGAUUCCAACAGUUUCCAGGUGGACUGCGAGCCGCCUGAACUUUUCCAGCUUCAGGACUACACCCUUCCCAGCAUCCUGGAGUCUAUCACUGGAUGGACCACAGUUCGUCUCUACCCGUUCCAGAUCCACAGCAUCGCUCUGUCCACAUUUGCGUCCAUCGUCGGACCCUUUGGUGGUUUCUUUGCCAGCGGCUUUAAGAGGGCCUUUAAGAUAAAGGAUUUUGCCAACACUAUUCCAGGGCACGGUGGCAUAAUGGACCGAUUCGACUGCCAGUACCUCAUGGCCACAUUUGUAAAUGUCUACAUUGCUAGUUUCAUCAGGGGCCCCAACCCCAGCAAGGUUAUCCAACAGCUCCUGGCCCUUCGCGCAGACCAGCAGCUCUACAUCUUCAAUUCUCUAAAGGCUCACCUAACGGAGAAGGGCUUGCUCCCCGCGCUGGAGGAAGCGGCAGCCUAGAGCUGUCCACAGCCAGUAUCGGCUUGUGGUGGAGGGAGGCACAUGGAGGCUCUGUGGGAGACUCAAAAUGCUUUUCAGUGAGCAAAAAAAGGAAAAUCAACUGAAGAAAUAGGCACACUUGUUUCAUUCUUUUUUUGAAUGUGGCUAUGAGUUGUGUGCAUCCAUACUAUAUGUGAAUCACGUUACACAAGCGUUUCUUCUAGGUUCAAGUACUGUACACCUUUCCAUCCAAACCUUUCAAUCUAUUCCCAUUGUUUUUUUUAAUCCUAUUCACAAUAUUAUCUGAAUACCUGAAUUGUGUGUUGACAUUUUAUUGUGCAUCUUUUCUUUUUAAUGCACUGCUCUCAAUCGUGUCACUUACUGUAUUUUUACCUCCUCCCUUUUGAGGUUUUUGGUUGUGAUUCUUAUUUAUACAGUUUUUUUUAUAUAUAUAUAUGAGCUACGUUCAGCUAUAUCUGGGAGUUUCUUUUAUUUAAACAAUAGUUGAUCAUAACUGUUACAUCGACUGUAAGUAUAUUUAACGGUCUUUUCAAUGCCAUUCAUCAUUUCACGACCUUAACCACAUCAUGCGUUAUGUUCUGUCACGUUUAUAAAAAAAAAAAAAAAAAAAAGUCUGAAUGAAUCGGCAGGACCAGGUGCUGCUAUGUGAUUCCCAUCUUUAGUUUGAGGAGGACCUCUAAAAGUAAAUUCAGCGUCAGGCGUGGGGUCACUGACACUUUCUAUAAUAACCGCAUGAACACGAACAGCUUGUUUUUGUUGGACAUUAAGCUUUUGUUGUGCUGACGUUUUGAUCAGGACGUGUCAAUGUUUUUUACAUUGUUAUAUUGGCUGUCAGUGGUAAUUGUGAUGCUCCUUACAAUGCUCAAAGGGAACAUUUGGAUCCUUUCAUCACUGCCAUCGUCUGCUUGAACUCGUGCUGAGAUCAGAAUUCCAGAGCAGAUACUGAGUUUUUUUUAAACAACCAGUGGCUGAAAGGAAGGUUUAUUAACAGCAGCACAAGUGUUAUGUUGACUGGUUAGAUUGAGUCUUAUUUUGCAUUUUUAAGUAUUUUCCCACAGUUUUAGAUGUGCCACUCCAAUUAUAUUUGUAGUUUGUAAGUGGAGAAAAUGCAACAGAAAUGUAAUUUGUUAUAACGUAAGGAUACAUUCACGUCCAUUUAAAGUUAAAUUAUUUUUAUAUCUGCUUUCUUUCUGAGACUUGACCAGUCAUAAAGCGUUCUGGCAAAUAACUCAAAAAUAAUGAUUGGUGUUAUUCGACACGCCUUUAAAAUAACCUUUCAGCGCUGCAAAGCUAGUAUGGUAUUCAUGUCAUUUCAAUUAACCCAGCCAAAAAUAGAAUGGAAGCUACACAGACUGCUGUUGUGUCCUUUCAUCAGGAUUAUUUUGUUGUUGUUACAGCGUUUGUGUUCGUGUGGUUUUUCUCAAGCCCUCUUUGUUCGAGGCGGCCACUAGAGGGAGGCAGAGUACCCGUCAUCUGCUUAUGUUCGAAAACACAUUUGACCAGUGACAAUUUAUAUAUAUAUAUAUAUAUAUAUUAUAUUUAUUCCUCAUAGCACAUAGAGGCAUAGUAAAAACAUAAAUGCUAGUUUAACUAGAUUCAAUAGGAAGAUCGGAUUUGUGUGCCACCCAGGAAGCCAUUUUGGACCAUAAUGACAAUUCUGCCAAGCAGGACCUUUUAUUAAAAUGUAUUACAGUGGCGCAACAUAUUGUUCGCUCGCCUUCAAGGACAUUUCAUUGUGUGGUUCUUCUAUUAAUUGAUAUAUGUUCUAUUAUUAUUAGGCAGUGGAGUGCUUUGUGUUGUAUAUUUGUCAAUAGAAAGAAACGUACUCUUGAUGCUAAAAUGUACUUUGCCUUGUCUGAAAAUAAAAAGAUAAAAGCUA
Phycodurus eques (leafy seadragon) is the source of this 3358-nucleotide messenger RNA. RefSeq names its product CDP-diacylglycerol synthase (phosphatidate cytidylyltransferase) 2 (gene cds2). The record is from RefSeq and is a predicted model, not a curated record. The transcript has 13 exons. The coding region runs from base 118 to 1479 and encodes 453 amino acids. NCBI's taxonomy places the organism in Eukaryota, Metazoa, Chordata, Actinopteri, Syngnathiformes, Syngnathidae. Gene Ontology annotation, molecular function: phosphatidate cytidylyltransferase activity. Gene Ontology annotation, cellular component: endoplasmic reticulum membrane.